Messenger RNA from Fragaria vesca subsp. vesca, 2185 nucleotides. RefSeq names its product sulfate transporter 3.1-like. The transcript has 11 exons. Lineage: Eukaryota; Viridiplantae; Streptophyta; Magnoliopsida; Rosales; Rosaceae. Bases 1 to 1971 code for a protein of 656 amino acids. Gene Ontology annotation, biological process: transmembrane transport. Gene Ontology annotation, cellular component: membrane. The record is from RefSeq and is a predicted model, not a curated record.
AUGGAAAUCACACAUUAUGAUCAUGAUCAGUACACUCUUCAACAAGUUGUGAUUCCUCCGCCGAAGCCGCUUUUAACGGCUGUGAAGUCGUCAAUGAGAGAGACUUUCUUUUCUGACGACCCUUUCAGAAGAUUCAAGAACCAACCCGGAUCCAGAAAAGUGAUUCUGGGUUUGCAAUACUUCUUUACGAUCCUCGAGUGGGCACCUCGCUACAAGUUGAGCUAUCUCAAAUCUGAUAUCAUCGCCGGAGUCACCAUUUCGAGUCUGGCAGUUCCUCAGGGGAUCAGCUAUGCCAGCUUAUGCAACAUGCCGCCAAUCAUUGGCAUAUAUAUGAGUUUUGUUCCACCACUGGUAUACGCAAUUCUGGGAACGUCGAGGCAUAUGGCAAUAGGACCGAUGGCUGUUUCAUUGGUUCUGUUAGCAAAUAUCGUGUCGGAGGAAGUUAGCCCUGCAGAAAACCCUGAACUCUAUCUCCAGUUGGCUCUCACCUCCACCUUUUUUGCUGGAAUUUUUCAGGCUUGCCUUGGCUUCCUAAGACUUGGUUUUGUGGUGGACUUCCUUUCUCAAGCAACAAUAAUUGGUUUCAUGGGUGGAGCAGCCAUUACUGUAAUUCUUCAACAGCUUAAAGGGUUGUUAGGGAUAAUACAUUUCACUCAAAAAUCAGAUGUUGUCUCUGUCCUCACAUCAGUCUUUACUCAAUUCCAUGAGUGGAAAUGGGAACCUGCACUGAUGGGAUGUUGUUUCCUCUUCAUUCUCGUACUUGCUAGAAACUUUAGCAUGAAAAGACCAUCUAUGUUUUGGGUUAGUGCACUGGCGCCAUUGUUCUGCGUGAUCACGGGGAGCCUUGUGGUUUUCCUAACCCAUGCUGAUAAAAAACACAACAUUAAAGCGAUCGGGCAGCUUCAGAAGGGGCUCAACCCUGUAACUAUUUCUGACUUGAGCACGGUUAUUAAGUCACGCCAUCUUAUCGCCUGUAUAAAAGCCGGAAUGAUUACUGGCAUUAUUGUCCUCGCCGAAGGAAUAGCUUGUGGAAGAAGCUUUGCCGCAAUCGAGAACUAUCACAUUGAUGGAAGCAAAGAAAUGAUUGCUUUUGGAAUGAUGAACAUAGCAGGCUCUUGCACUAGUUGUCCCGUGGCGUCAGGAAUAUUUUCGAGAACUGCUGUGAAUUACAACGCCGGAGGCAAGACUCAAGUCUCACCCAUAGUCAUGGCGAUUAUGAUGUUGUUGACAAUAUUAUUUAUGACACCAUUGUUCCAGUACACACCACUAGUGGCCCUCUCUUCCAUUAUAAUAGUUGCAAUGUACAGCGUCAUGGACAUCCCAGCUGCCAUCCGCCUCUGGAAGAUAGAUAAGAUCGACUGUAUGAUAUGCAUGGGUGCAUGUUUGGGUUAUUGUUUUGGCAGUGUUUUGGUUGGCCUUUCCAUUGCGAUUAUAAUUUCAUUACUACGACUCAUCUUAUUUAUAACAAGACCCAGGACUCUCAAUUUAGGCAAAAUCCCAAACACGUCGGUUUAUAGAAGCGUGGAUCAAUACCCAGCGGCAAACAGUAUUCCAGGAAUACUAAUUCUUCAAAUUGAUUCACCGAUAUACUUUGCAAAUGCUAACUAUUUGAGGGAAAGGAUCUCAAGAUGGAUAUAUGAAGAGGAAGACAGGAUAAAAGCGUCUGGAGAAAGAGGCUUAGAAUACCUUAUACUAGACAUUAGCACUGUGGGAGGCAUUGAUACAAGUGGGAUCCGCAUGCUAGAAGAGGUCAAGAAAAGUUUAGACAGAAGGAAUAUCAAGCUUUUAUUAGCAAACCCGAGAAGCGAAGUUAUUAAGAAGCUGGAUGUGUCAAAGUUCAUUGAGAAAAUUGGUCGGGAGUGGAUGUUUGUUACAGUGAGCGAUGCUGUAGAAUCAUGUAAGUUCGUAUCGCAUAGCAGCGAUCCCAGUUCAGCUGAAGGUAAAGUCAAGCCAUCAGAGGACAAUGUCUAAUCCUCAAUGACCAAUCAAGUCAUAUGAACUCUUAUGCUAUCUAACUAUGGAUCCGCGAGGUGGUACCGUACCUGGUAGACAAACAAAGGUCUGAUCGUAGAUGGAGUGCUAGUUGAGUAUAGAGUUUGGUAUUUGAAGUACACAAUCCUGAGGCUGAAAAACGUAGAUGAUGUUUUGGUAGGCGGUAUGUUUGCCUGUACAACACUUGGAUGUU